AUGACACACCACGAGGAUGUCGUUGUACAAGAAGAAGAAGAAGAUCUCGGAACUGCUAUGGAGAAACUUGAAAUCCCUUUCAAGGAACUCGAACUAUUACCCAUCGAUUCGGUUUACGAUUUUGCGGAUGGAGUAAGAGAGAUCAUAGAAGAUUCCAAUUUACGGCUCAAAGAUUCUGAUCCUAGCAAGAACAACAACUCUAUUGAUGAUUCAAAGAAUUCAAAACCGUUCCAAAAGUCUUCAAAUUGGCCAACCGCAAUAAGAAGUGGUUUCCGUGCACCACCAAGACGAUCGAGAAACAAGAGAGGAAGACGAAAAAGACAGUGUUUCAAGAGUGCGGCUUGUCUCUUUGAUUCUAAAAACAAAAGUUGUUCACACUGCGGGACGAGAAGCACACCCUUAUGGAGGGAAGGUCCUAGAGGUAUGGGAACCCUAUGCAACGCAUGCGGGAUGCGGUACAGAUCAGGCCGGCUACUUCCCGAGUAUCGUCCUGCUUCAAGUCCCGGUUUCAAACCUAACGUUCACUCAAAUUUUCAUCGGAAGGUUAUGAAAAUAAGAAGUGAGAAGAACUCACCUCCCGACAUAUAG
Arabis nemorensis is the source of this 588-nucleotide messenger RNA. The record is from the annotation of a GenBank genome assembly. NCBI's taxonomy places the organism in Eukaryota, Viridiplantae, Streptophyta, Magnoliopsida, Brassicales, Brassicaceae.